Nakaseomyces glabratus is the source of this 1653-nucleotide messenger RNA. It is a transcript of the gene GCR2, whose product is annotated as Gcr2p. Lineage: Eukaryota; Fungi; Ascomycota; Saccharomycetes; Saccharomycetales; Saccharomycetaceae. The record is from RefSeq and is a predicted model, not a curated record.
AUGCAUCAUCAGGUUAAGUUAGAUGUCUUUAUUAUAAGGGCGUUUGCUCUGUUAUCAGAAACAAGAGUAAUAUUGACAAAUACACUACUAAGUGCUACCAGCUCACCACAAACAUCCACUAAUACUCCAACUAAUUUAACGAACACCAAUUUGCCAAACAGUGUGGGGAAGAAAGAACUAAGUAUUGAAGAUUCGAAUAACAACGACUUUUCGGACACAAAGAAUAGUGGGACACCAAAUAACAGCUCCAGUCAGAGUGGAUCAACUCCUAGUGGUGGUCCUUUUAGUGGGGGGUUGGUAAGUGCGCAAUAUAUGAAAGUUUUCAUAAAGAUAUCAAAGCUUUAUAAUGCUACGCUAAACACAGGAUCCGUGGACGAUAGAUCAACGUCACCAAAAUCCAGCAUUGAACUCUACCAGAGGUUUCAGCAAAUAAUCAGAGAAUUGGGAUUAAGCUAUGAUGCAAGUCCAUAUGCAAAAUAUUUUAGCAGAAUUGAUGAGGACUCGUGGAAAGUAAGGAGCAAUGAGGAAUUGGCUAAUGAUAACCUAUGGAAUUUGGCAACAAUGAGUAUAUUAAAUGUAUAUGAUCUGGAGACUGGUCAAAUGAUAGUACAAGGCAGAGGUAAAAAAGCCCAAAAUAUCAACUUAAAUGGUCGGGGAAAGAAUGUAAGUGAUGUAAACAGUAAUACUUCCAAUAAAGGAACUGUGUCGGUAGAAAAUGACCUAACACCAAACAGCGGCAAUAGCAAUAAGAGAAAUACACCUGACAAUGAUGUUACUCAAACUCGGAAUAAAAGAAAAAAUAUAAGAGCACAAAGACAACAACGAAUUUCAAGGCCAAAAUCUAAUCAACAGAUAGGUGACCAAACUUCUCAAAAUGCUGAACUGAAACAGGACGAUCCAAUAAUGGUACAAAAUCACAACGGAAACCAAAGUAUGAACGAAAACAAUACUAAUUUUAAUAAUAUGUUAUUUGACUCAUAUCUACAACAGCAGCUACAAAAAAGAUUGCUGAGCGUUCCGCAAGACAUACAUUCAAGAUCACUGAAUGGUUAUUAUACUCAGCCAACUAGUCCAGGGGCAAACAAUUUUGAAUUUAAUUUUGGUAAUGAUAUUAAUAGCACUGUGCCUAAUGGAGCUUCAGGUCUGCCGUUCUUAAAUUCUGUUACUUCUAAUACAACUAAUAAUCAAAUAAAUGCAGCACUUAACACUACCAUGCCAGCCCCCCAACAUAAUUGGAAAAGGCGAUCUUUAGGCUCACUAGAUGUGAAUACACUUGAUGAUGAUACAGUAGAAGAGCUAUUACAAUUGCCUAAUUUAUCUAAUAAGAAAACCAAAUACACUAAUGAUAAUGAGAAACCAUCUUCUGCUGAUGUAAUUGGAAAUGAUGACUCAGGAAAUAAUUACGUUAAUGAAGGCCAGGACAACAGCAAUAACCUCCUAAAACAAAAAUCAACUGAUAGUACAGUGGAAUUGGAUUCAAUCGUUAGACAAAUGAAAACUAUGUAUGAGUCUAUUGUCUCUGAAAAAGGCCAGCGUAUAAUGCAGCUUGAGAGGGAAUUGGAGUUACAGCGGCAAGAAACUCAAUGGUUGCGGAAGAUGUUGAUAGAAGAUAUGGGAUGUGUUAGAAGCAUGCUCAAGGACCUGAAACGUUAA